UUAGAGGAGAAAAACAAGAAAAAAAAUAUUCUGAACCAUCGGACUGCAGACAUGGUACAGGAAGUGACCAGACACUGCGGACACACUACAGGAGAUGACCAGAGACUGCAGACAGUACAAGAGAUGACCAAAGACUGCGGACACAGUACAGGAGAAGGACCAGAGACUGCGGAAACAGUACAGGAGAUGAUCAGAGACUGCAGACACAGUACAGGAGAUGAUCAGAGACUGCGGACACAGUACAGGAGAUGACCAGAGACUGCGGACAGUACAGGGGAUGACCAAAGACUGUGGACAGUACAGAGGAUGACCAGAGACUGCAUGGAAUUGAUGCAGACAGCUAGAGACAAGAAAUGUUGGAGGGCACACUUCUAUGAUGUGACUAGAGUCUCU
Staurois parvus is the source of this 393-nucleotide messenger RNA. The record is from the annotation of a GenBank genome assembly. NCBI's taxonomy places the organism in Eukaryota, Metazoa, Chordata, Amphibia, Anura, Ranidae.